AUGUCUACGUUUGCGAGGACAUGUUUCAACGCCUCUGCGUACUCUGCAUUGCGUCCCAAUUACCCAUCCAAACUCUUCAAGUGCAUCUUCAGUUAUCACAUACGCUCGGGCAGCGCUCGGUGGGAGCGAGCGGUUGACAUGGGGUGUGGUACAGGUGAGAAGGGAUUUCUUUCAAGAUUUUGUAGUACUUCAGCUUUAACUCUUGCGCGUGAAACUAUCCACGCAGGUCAAGCAACUCCACAUCUAAGCCCAUUUUACCAAGUAAUUGGAAUAGAUCCUUCCGAGGGGAUGCUUCAAAGGGCGUGCACUUACGUCACUUCUCUGGAUAUUGCGCCCAGCGGGAAGGAAGAGAGAUUCAAAUUCCUCAAAGGCUCGGCUGAAGACCUUCAUUUGACCGUCGAAGAUGGAAGUGUAGAUUUAUUGAUUGCCGUAAAAGUUUGGCCAGAAACACAACGCGUUCUGCGUAAAGGAGGAACGGCUGCGUACUGGGUCUACGCGGAAUUUCGCCUGCCAGCAUAUCCUUCGCUGACACCGCUGAUUACAUCCUACCAUCAAGGCUCAGAUUCCAGGAGUAGCGUUGGAAUGUAUUUUCAACGUCCAGGAAGGACCAUAUUGGAGCGGAUGUUGGUUGACAUCCCAGACCCCGCCGCUGUACUUGGGGGAAAAUCUGAAUUGGGGGACGUGCAGAGGAUGUAUUUUUUCGGAACUGAUAGUCCACCGCCGAUAACACUGCCACCUGGCCACAAUCCUCAGCUUUCACUCAUGCGUAAAGAAAUGAGCUGGCGUGACCUUUUGGGAUACUUUAGGACUGCGAGUGCACUUCAUACUUAUCAUGAGAAGCAUCCAGAAGAUCUGGAUUCCGAAGAGGACGUGAGGUUCCUGGCGGACGAUAUCGAAGCGGCAAGCCUCGAGGGUGAAGGUGGAUCAUGA
Molecule: messenger RNA, 930 nt
Organism: Laccaria bicolor S238N-H82
Lineage: Eukaryota; Fungi; Basidiomycota; Agaricomycetes; Agaricales; Hydnangiaceae
Exons: 5
Coding region: 1-930 (309 amino acids)
Molecular function (GO): S-adenosylmethionine-dependent methyltransferase activity
Source: RefSeq, a predicted model, not a curated record